Cylindrotheca closterium is the source of this 402-nucleotide messenger RNA. The record is from the annotation of a GenBank genome assembly. Lineage: Eukaryota; Bacillariophyta; Bacillariophyceae; Bacillariales; Bacillariaceae.
AUGACAGGGACUAUCCCGUCGCGAUCUGAAAUCGCUUCGAUGCCCUUGGUCGUUUUCAGUUUAGCAAACAAUUCUUUUGUUGGUGAGAUUCCAAAUCAAACCGAUUUGCAGGACUCCUUGUUAUUAUGUACUUUGUUGGUCAGUGCAUUGUUGCUGUUUCGCCAAUUGAACGAACAAAUGUCCGAUUGCACCUCCUAUGGAUCAACAGAAAAAGUAGUGGGACAGAGCCUAAUAUUUGUAGUGUUUAACAAACAUAUUGUAGAUAAUGAUUUUGGUCUUAUUUCUUGGUAUCCUAUUCAUCAUUCCAAUUUCUUGCCGAGCCACACUGAUUGCACCGUUGUCAUCUUGGUGCAACUCUCAGAACAAGCUUUUUCCUUUGCGAUCGCUUUGCGAACGGUUUAG